AUGGACGACAAAUCGCAUCUUCCUUUGUUGAGGGCCGUCGUCUGCUGCACUUCAGUUCCGCCAGAGCAGAGAACACAUCUCGCAACAUGUGUGGAGCAAAUGGGUGCUAUUCACAAGUACGACUUGACUUCAGACGUGACGCACCUGGUGGUAGGAGACAUAGACACACCAAAAUACAAAUUUGUGGCAAAAGAGCGCCCAGAUGUCAAAUGUUUGUUGCCGAGCUGGAUAGAGGCUGUGCGGGAAUCAUGGAUUGCUGGUGGUGAGACAGAUGUCCAAACUUUGGAGGAACAGCACAAAUUGCCUACCUUCUACGGCUUGAAAAUAUGUGUCACUGGCUUUGCAGAUCCGGACGAGCGCAAGGACCUCGAAGAUCGAGUCACCGCCCAUGGUGGCGAAUAUAUGCCUAACCUGACUAAAGAGGAGACCCAUUUAGUAGCGAAGGAGCCAUCCGGUGCCAAGUAUGAAUUUGCAGAGAGAUAUGGCAUAAAGAUCAUUGCAACUCAAUGGUUGGAUGAAAGCAUAGAAAGGGGUAUGGUCUUGGAUCCUAGCCUAUAUCACCCACUUAUACCGCCUGAGAAGCGUGGCCUCGGUGCUUGGAUUCGCAAAUCGACUUCCACUACAGUGCUGGGAAAGCACACAAGAGAAGAGACACAACCAGAGCGAUCGAGGAAGCUGAGUAGGACCGCGAGUGCUAGGCUGGAAAAUGCAAAUAGUGGGCUCUGGGGAGAUAUCGUCAUCCAAGAAGUGAAGAUCGAGCCUACCGAAACCAGCGCUUGGGAUGAGGACGCGCCACUUGUCGAUCAAGAUCAGGAAAAGAAACCUUUAAUCCCAUAUUACGAUCAAAAGCCAGGGGGCCCAUCGCAAAUUUCUGCUUACACAGAAUGUACGACCAGAUCUGUACGAAGAAGUGAUAUCUUCAACAGCAAAAUAUUCAUUUUGUACGGCUUUGAUGAAAAAAAGACCUCUGUUCUGGAAACACACUUGAUAUCUCGUGGAGCAAAAAUUGGAGACAUCAAGACUCUUGCUUGGGAUUUGAGAGAGUAUGAGCUCUCUGAUUCAUUUGUAAUUGUGCCACACACGAUGCCAACUCCUGAGAUACCAAACAUCAGCAAGGGCUCGUCACCUCUGCCGGUUGUAACGGAGCUGUGGGUUGAGCGGUGCUUACAUAUGAAGCAAUAUCAGCACCCUUCCAUGCAGAUUAUGAGUCGGCCACUUGCAAACUUUCACAUAGCUGGAGCCGAACGUCUCAGGAUCUGUUCUACAGGUUUCCAAGGCGUCGAUCUGUUGCACAUGUCCAAGGCAGUAAAGCUUAUGGGUGCCAAUUAUGAAGAAUUUUUCGAUCCCAAAGCGUCAGCCUUGCUUUGUGGUGCUCUGCAUGCUGGCGCGGACAAGCUACGCCAUGCACGUCUGUGGAGCAAGCCAGCUGUAAAGGUAGAAUGGCUCUGGGAUUGCCUUUCCAGCAGCACAAUCAUGCCAUUUGAGUCCUAUCUAAUACAACCUAUCCUGCUACCUGCAGAGAUUGAGGUGGAAAGCCAGCCGGUGCAGGUCUCUGAGCAGCCGAACAAGAAUAAAGUUGCCCCAAGCCAUUCAAACCUUCGAAGCUCUUCUAUUGCUCCGUCAAGCAAGCUUCUCUCAACGGACGAAGACCAACGGAAUCGUCGGAAAGGUGCUUCAUCCUUCAAGAAACAGCAUGCUACCGCUGUUGAUCCAUUUCCAGAUGAUGGGGGACCGCAAGUCCUCGAGGAUUCAGAGCAAAAGCCUUCAAAUGCCAUCGACGACCACUUUCCCAAUACUAAUUCAUCUUCCACCCACAUGAAGUCAUUAGACUCCCUUCCCCUACAAGAAAUCACCCCAAAUUCAUCGCCACCAAAGCCACCACCAGUACCACCAGAAGACGACAACCCGCCCAAAAUCUCGUCGCAGCGCGCAAUUCAACCAACAGCAUCCCCUUCACCCUCCAAGCCCCUCUCAUACCAUGAAGACUCCAAUCUGGGCCCAGCAAUCUCCUCUCUGCUAGCCCACCAACGCUCCCACUCCGCCGCACACAAAUCCGCCCCAAACAGCCCUCAUCCCCGCCGGCGACGCCAACUCCUCGGUCGCGCUCCCUCAAAUCUCUCGUCCGGCGGCACCAUCCCCAACGCCGUCAAACCCCUCGACUUUUCCCGGGCCAGCAGCGUCGACACCCUGAACACCGACGGACUCGGCACGCCCUUGAGUGCCAACGGUUCCUUCCCUCCUUCCCGGGCCGACAAAGCAGGAACGGGGGUGGGGGUGUCGGGCGUCAUUUACGACACUGAUCAUCACGAAGAAGAGGAACGGAAGAAGCAGGAGGAGCAGUUGCAGAUGACGCAGGUGGGGUAUCAGGACCCAGAUGCCUUGGUGUGGAGGGACAGGGUUACGAGGAAGAUGAGGGGUGAGAAGGUGGUGUAUGGGAAGACGCCGAGGAAGGGGAGUGUGUUGAGGAAUGUGGAUGGGGAAGGUGCUUGGGGUGGAGGCGGUAUGAUGGGAGCGAGGGGAAAGGGGAGGGCAAUGGAGAAGGAUGAAAGUGGAGGGUUGGGAAUUGCGAAGAGGACGAGGGGAGCAGUUGGUGCGAUGUACGUAGGCUGA
Bacidia gigantensis is the source of this 2610-nucleotide messenger RNA. RefSeq lists its product as uncharacterized. The coding region runs from base 1 to 2610 and encodes 869 amino acids. Lineage: Eukaryota; Fungi; Ascomycota; Lecanoromycetes; Lecanorales; Ramalinaceae. Gene Ontology annotation, biological process: mitotic G2 DNA damage checkpoint signaling; mitotic DNA replication checkpoint signaling; DNA replication initiation. The transcript is spliced from 3 exons. The record is from RefSeq and is a predicted model, not a curated record.